CCUCCCGAUGAUGUAACAAUCUCUUCGGGCAUGUUCACAGUCUCCGGGUGAAGUGGGUCGGCGGUGUGUUCGCGAAAGAUUUUCGUCUCUUCCGUCGGGAUCACUGUCUGCGGGCCGAAGAUUUCACUUUCCCAUCGUUAGACCUGCAGUGAGAGAUUUAUUGGAAACAAACCACAACUGAAGACGUGGGAACAGCAACAAGUGAACCAGCCCGAGGACUGAGAGCACCGACUGGAGAGAACCCAUCUGACUUGGAGAUUCCAGUGAUUCAAUCAGGAGAAAGUUGGUUAAAAAAUGACAAGCAAUUUGUCUACAGGAAUCUCAAACAGAACAUACCAGUUUUGCUGUCUCUAUCCAGAUAUUUAAGAAGUGGAGCAAGGGAUUCACUCGAUCAUCCUUCCCGCUCAGACUGUGGGGAGGGAUUCACUCGAUUAUCAUUCCCGCUCAGACUGUGGGGAGGGAUUCACUCGGUCAUCCUUCCCACUCAGACUGUGGGGAGGGAUUCACUCGAUCAUCUGACCAACUGGCAUGCCCGUUAUUUUGCAGAGGGUAGAUGCCAUUCAUCUGCUCAGACAGUGGCAAUGGAUUCACGCGGACAUUUCAACUGAAGGUGCAUCAGCAAGUUCACACUAGGACAAGGCCAUUCACCUAUUCUGUGUGUGAGAAGGGAUUUAGUCAGCGUUCCCACCUGUGGACACACCAGUCAGUUCGCUCUGGGCAGAAGUUGCUCAUCUGUUGAAUUUGUGGGGAAAGAUUCACUCGGUCAUCUGACAUAAUGGCUCAACAGCGAGUUGACACUGGGGAGCAGCCGUUCACCUGCUCAGACUGUGGGAAGGGAUUCACGUUGUCAGCUCAUCUGCAAGCACACCAGUCAUUUCACACUGGGGAGAGGUCACUCACCUGCUCAGACUGUGGGAAAAGAUUCACUUCAUCAUCUCAACUUAAGAUACAUCAGCGAGUUCACACUGGGGAGAGGCCGUUCACUUGCUCAGUCUGUGGGAAGAGAUUCACUCGGUCAUCUGACCUAAUGUCUCACCAGCGAGUUCACACUGGGGAGAGGCCGUUCACUUGCUCAGUCUGUGGGAAGAGAUUCACUCGGUCAUCUGACCUAAUGUCUCACCAGCGAGUUCACACUGGGGAGAGGCCGUUCACCUGCUUGGACUGUGGGAAAGGAUUCACUCAGUCAUCAGCACUGAAGGUACACCAGCGAGUUCACACUGGGGAGCGGCCGUUCACCUGUUCGGACUGCGGGAAGGGAUUCAGUUGCUCAUUUAAACUGUAGGUACAUCAAUGAGUUCACACUGGGGAGCGGCC
Molecule: messenger RNA, 1314 nt
Organism: Hypanus sabinus (Atlantic stingray)
Lineage: Eukaryota; Metazoa; Chordata; Chondrichthyes; Myliobatiformes; Dasyatidae
Product: zinc finger protein 664-like
Exons: 3
Coding region: 776-1282 (168 amino acids)
Biological process (GO): regulation of transcription by RNA polymerase II
Cellular component (GO): transcription regulator complex; PcG protein complex
Molecular function (GO): RNA polymerase II cis-regulatory region sequence-specific DNA binding; DNA-binding transcription factor activity, RNA polymerase II-specific
Source: RefSeq, a predicted model, not a curated record